Messenger RNA from Thalassophryne amazonica, 948 nucleotides. RefSeq names its product trypsin I-P1-like. The record is from RefSeq and is a predicted model, not a curated record. The transcript is spliced from 6 exons. The coding region runs from base 84 to 917 and encodes 277 amino acids. Gene Ontology annotation, molecular function: serine-type endopeptidase activity. Gene Ontology annotation, biological process: proteolysis. Lineage: Eukaryota; Metazoa; Chordata; Actinopteri; Batrachoidiformes; Batrachoididae.
AAACAUCAGCAUGACAGCAUGAACAGACUUAAAAAGGCGCCGUGACAGCAAGAGGUCAGUGGUUUGGACGAUCGGUGACCACGAUGGUUCAGCUGACACUUCUUCUCCUUGUGCUGUUCGCUGGUGUCACAGUGAGCUCAGUGGUGGAUCUGCAGAAGAGAAUUAUUCAUGGUCAACAAUGUGCACCAGAUGAGCGGCACUACCACGUCAAACUGAGAGCUUAUCUUCCGAAUGGACGUUAUUCCUUCUGUGGUGGCUCACUGAUCAGUGACAGAUGGAUUCUGACGGCAGCUCACUGUUGGGAAACUGGACGGACGAUGUAUGCAAUUUUAGGUGAACAUCAAGGACUAAGACGACAACCAGUGCAGAUCACCGAGAGAGUGAUUUUUACCGACAGAGUCACAACCGUCAGGACCCACGACAUCAUGUUGCUGAAACUACCACAAGAGGAAACUCAAAUUCAGCCCGUCGCUCUUCCUCCGUGCAGUAAUCGCUACCAAGGAUCACAACCACAACAAGGUCAGACUGUUCAGAUGGCAGGUCACGCAUCCACUUAUCAUUUUCCGAACAAUACAAGACGUGUACGUGAAUCUCCGACUCUGCAAUGUGUAGACAUCAAUGUUGUUAACUGUCCAAACUUCAGUCCAAUUCAGAUUCCGUUCGCACCUUUCACGCUCUACCGAUAUGUCUUCUGUGGUCAGUUUCCUCGAGGAACUCAUCAAGGGGACGCGUGUCUUGGUGACUCGGGUGGAGGAGUCAUUUUCAACAAUAUGAUUUAUGGCGUCAUUUCUUCAGUUGGUAUACCUGCUUGUACUUACCCAGUGGAGUUCAUGAAUGUCUGCCAUCCAGCUUACUUUCGGUGGAUCCAAAACACAAUCAGACCAAGACGAUCGUGUCUAAACUGUUUCAACGGUUAAAACAUUUUUGAAAUAAAGAAUAUGUGAGAUU